Molecule: messenger RNA, 2776 nt
Organism: Oryzias latipes (Japanese medaka)
Lineage: Eukaryota; Metazoa; Chordata; Actinopteri; Beloniformes; Adrianichthyidae
Biological process (GO): regulation of transcription by RNA polymerase II
Molecular function (GO): RNA polymerase II cis-regulatory region sequence-specific DNA binding; DNA-binding transcription factor activity, RNA polymerase II-specific
Source: RefSeq, a predicted model, not a curated record
UUUUUCAAUAAGAAAUAACACUCUAAAGUCAGAAGACAAAAAAGUGUAUUUCCAAUCUUGACCGCUAGAUGGCAGUAAUAAAGUGCACGUUGUUUGGGUUAUGUAUUGAUAAAUAACAUAAACACAUAUUUGAAUGUAUACUCUGUUCCUGUACAGAUACUCAACAGAGCAUACUUUGUGAUUUAAAAAAAGAAAAAAAGUCACCUGACGUCUAAGACGAUGUUAGGGAAGUUUCGGGGGGGGGGGGGUCCUCAAAUUUCAGACAUAACUGUAAAGCACUAACUCCAGUGAUUUUUGCAUGCAACGAAUUUACUUGCGUGUGAUUGGUAAUAUUAGUGAAAGAACUCAUCAAAUUAAAAGUUUCUAUUUUUUUAACAUUUCUUUAACAAUAAAAAAUGUUCGCAACUUGUGCCAGACAUGUUAUGAACACGCACAUUUAAAGAUACAAGUGAAUAAAAAAAUGACUAAAAUUUGCUUUAGUUGUGAUAGCAAAGCAAUGAAACCCCCAUCUUAACGAGUAACACAAUAACAGAACAUAGGCUUUUAUUUUGAAGACCACUGUUGACAUCAACCUUGUAUUUCCGGGAGUUGCCAGCUGUUUUGUUGCGUUCAAGGUUUUGGGGUGUUUUGUUAGUAAAGACUGGGACGUUCAUUCGCAGUUUUUAAGUCGAUUUAAUCUCUUCACGGGCUAAACGUUGCCAACUUUAUCAGCACAGUAAUUGUACAGCCGCGAUUUUUUGACUCUCGAGGUUUUUAACCAAAGACAUUAUGGUUCGGAAGGCUAAUGUGGCUAACAUCUGCUGACCAUUUAAAGUGAGGUGGGGAAUGGAGUUAGCAGCUUGCAGGAUGUCUAAAAUUGAGCGUUUGAACGACCGUUUGGCCAAACUACUGACUCAAGCUGUGCAGGAGGUCCUGGAGCUGGUGAAGGAGACCGUGUCAGAGUAUCAGCAAAAAACUGUCCGAACCCAAAGGGAAAAUGCAAGUCUGAAGAGAAAACUGCAGGAGCUUCAGAGUACGAUAUCCAAGGAAACCGCAGCUCAUUUGUCCAUUGAUGAGCCAUUGCCUGAAAACAAAGGUGAAACUGAGCCUCAAAGGCAGGAUUUAAGCCCAGUCAGGAAUACAACAGUAUCCGUCCUCAGCGAGCAACAACUUCCAAGUUUCCAUGAACCUGAUUGUGGUAUGAAUCAAAAUGUUAAAAAACUGGAGAUUCACAGUGAUCAUCAAUUCCAAGUUGAGCUUUGCAAAACACAAGUAGUAGUACCUCCUUUAAGGGAGGCUUUAGGACCCCCCAAUAUGUUACACUGCACAAACAAGGAAGGUAGUAGGGGUAUAUCAAAAAAUGUGUGCGACUCGUACUCUGGCUCUUUGCUUGGGGUACCCAUGGCUUCCAUCAAGUCGGAAACUCAACAAACUGAUUGCACAACGUCAGAGCAGACGUCUACUCAGCAAUACAGUGGAUGUGUGGAUUUGAGCUGCAACUCCUCUCGUCUCAUCAAUGCUGAGGCUUCAAGGUCACAGGAAAAUGCAGAAACCUACAGUUAUGCGUUUGCUGAUUUAAAUCACGCUGUAAACGCGAAGCAGGGUUGCACCAAACCCAGUGGGGUUGACUUUGACAGGAGGCAAACCCGGACGGAGCUCCUCAGAAGCAGCGACUUCCACUUGUGCGUGGUGUGCGGGAAAACCUUCAGCAGGAUUGGGAACUUAAGAAUCCACCAGCGUUGUCACACGGGAGAAAAGCCGUACUGCUGCAUGCAAUGUGGGAGGAGCUUCAGUCAGGCGGGGGACCUGAAAAAACACAAGCGGGUCCACACGGGCGAAAAACCAUACUACUGCAAUCAGUGCGGAAAAAGCUUCAGCCGGGGAGAAAAUCUGAAAAGACACAAGAGGAUCCACAUUGGAGAGAGUUUAAAGUUACAGCAGACAUGGAGGGAGCAGCAGAAGGGAUUUACGAAAUAAUGGUGCCGAUUUUUCAUCCAUUCCUUUUCUAACAGACCAUCUUCAGUAGCAAGACUUUAUCUGAAGGUUUUCUUAGUGAACGUUGAAGUCAGAUAUGUUAAAGCGAGCAAUAAGGCAAAGGUACACAGGCUUUGAUUGCUUUUUAUGAAGCUAAGGUGGCUCGAUGUGAAUCCACGAUAAAGAUUGAUUAACUUGAUUGUCAAAUUAUAGAUUCACAAAAAAUUGGAUUAUUGAAACACAUUUUUCAUUUUAACUCUUAUUUUUUUACUUUUACCACCCGAUAAAACGUAGCUUAGAAUAAAGCCAUUACCAAACCCCGUUUUUUCUUAUUUAUUCGGUAACUUGCCUGCUUUAAAUUUGUGGUAGACUCCUUUACAGCUCCUCCUUUUCUAAUUGGAUGCAGUUCAGAAUUUGCCAUAAAAAUUGCUUUUAGUUUAGAAUUGCGUAAUAUAUGCUCACUUUGGUCUCAAUGCUGUUUCUGUCAGUAAAAUGAACUAAGUCUUAGUCCUCUCACCCAGGCAACUAUUGAAGGAAGUUUACUUUUUAGUUUUGAGAUCAAAUGCAGAAAAUGUGCAGAAUGAAAGAAAAUAUUAACCUGGAAAAGGCAGAAGGAAAAGUAGAUUCAAAGGUGCAGCUUUAAAAUACAUUUUAAAAAUAUAUAUUGGUUUUUAUGGUAAACAUGUCAUAAAGAGAGCAUGGACUGCAUGCAAUUUUUGAAAAUAUCCUUAUUUUAUAAACUGUUUCAACGGUUGAAAACACUGUGUAGCAUUUGAAAAAAAGAUUUGCACAGUUUAAGCAAUAAAUGCAUUUAUUAUGGCAA